AUGCCAUGUGAUUGGUUGAAGUUGGAGAAAAGGCUAGGUGAGAGGACGGUGGGAAAGAGGGGGGGGGGUGCGGGGGAAGGGAAUAGUUAUGUAUUGAUUUUUGGGUUUUUAAUGUUCUCCGUCAUGGACGGUUUGUCUCUCUACAACGAGUCUUUGUCUCUCCGUGAUGGGAGAGUCUAA
Molecule: messenger RNA, 180 nt
Organism: Prunus armeniaca (apricot)
Lineage: Eukaryota; Viridiplantae; Streptophyta; Magnoliopsida; Rosales; Rosaceae
Source: the annotation of a GenBank genome assembly